This is a messenger RNA of Fomitopsis serialis, 1685 nucleotides long. RefSeq lists its product as uncharacterized. The record is from RefSeq and is a predicted model, not a curated record. Bases 148 to 1383 code for a protein of 411 amino acids. NCBI's taxonomy places the organism in Eukaryota, Fungi, Basidiomycota, Agaricomycetes, Polyporales, Fomitopsidaceae. The transcript has 4 exons.
CCGCAUUUCCUGCUCUUUUGUCUGUCAGCCACCGUCCUCACUACGAUCGUUUCAUUCCUUUUUGUCUUUGCGGCCGCGGCCACGCAGCCAUCACCCACGCGUCCCAGAAAGAAUCAUCUUGGUUGCAUCCCGAACUGUCUGAGUUCGAUGGGCCUGGGAACGUGUAAUUGUGUAGCAGAUUAUCAUAAGGUGGCCUUUGUCUGUUGGUCUCGUAACUUGGACGCUUUGCCCCUGUGCUGGGCUAUGAUCUCGCCGCCCACCCUCCUUCUGAGUCCCUGUCAGGUCUUGACGACUGAACAGGCAGACAGUAGAGUCCAAGCAGUGAUCGAUAUCUACCGCCAGAGAGAGGAGACGUCUUGGACAUUGCCAACGAUUGAGCGGCGUCGGACCAACGUCGCGUACUCGGAUUUGCGUCGCCGUGUGGAGGUUGUGGAAGGAACUUUGAUCAAGAUCUGCAUGUUCUUCGACGAUGGCGUGGUGCACAAUGUCGUUGCGAUCGUAGUCUGCGCUCACCAGCAACGAGAGCUGUACGCAGCGUCCCACGACGAUGAAGCAUCCACUCAUUACUUCCUGCCUCGUACGGUCAUGGAAUCCAUGUCGGCCUACCUCGACAGCGUGAUCAGUAAGCUCUGCUAUGCCCUCAUGUGGAUCCAGUCUGGUGAGGGCAAGCACCACGUCCGCACCGUGAACGAAGCCAUUCGUGACAUGCACCUGUCGCUGAGACGCUACAACUGCCAGCACGUCUGCAACCCCGAUGCCACUCCCUCCGCGCACCCCUCCGCGCCCUCGUUUGGCGCCCACGCGCUUCCCGUCCUGCCCGACUGUCGCGAGCUCUGCGAGCCGCGCUUCGGGAUCGAGGACUGGCCGCAGAACUUUGACCACCUGCGGCAGAUCGACAUCAACGCAGCCCCGGACUGGACGGUCCGGGACAGGAACUGGGUGCCCAUGUCCGUGCCGCUGGAGCAGUAUCUCGCUCAAAGCAGAGAGCUCCGGAGGCGACAAAGCGCACCUUACAACCGUACCACAUCUCCAUUACAGAGGUUCCUCGCCUCGUCUUCUCGGGAUUCGACUGUCGAUAUCCCGCCCACCUCGUGCCGUCGCCCGCCAGUGGCUUCCACAUCGACGGACACGGGCUAUGUCUCGGCGCUGCCUGACGCGUUGGCCGAUGGCAUGUCGUAUGGUCGGUCCAGCUCGUCUUCGACGGCUACGUCGGACACGAGGAAGCGGCGUCGACACGCGGAUGACCUUCCGGUGACGCGAUCUCUGAAACGAACGUUUCGCCUCGCCAUCCGAAGAGGAUGCGUCGCUACCAUUCCUGUCCUAACGGCGUACCUACGCUCAAACAACCGGUGCGACGCAGGUUCACGACGCCAACCCUGCUGAGCACGACGUGUGUCGCGCUCUCGGAGGAGGCCAUGGACGUCGAUCACCAUCCGGACGCUCCUCUGGUCCUGCUGAAUGCGAGGCACCCGGGUUACUUGAUGACUCCAGUGAUGAAUCAAGCAUGUCGGCUUCAUUGGUCCUGGACGAGUUGACGCUAUGCAGCGUGACUCGGUCGUUGAACCAGAGGGGAGCCGGUGGCGGUCUAGUGUCGAGAUUGACAGUUCGGCAGACGGUCGUGGUCCGGGGCCGUCAACUUGGCUUCGGAGGUUGUGGAGGAUCUUUGGCUGGAGGGAUGAUGCUAU